This is a messenger RNA of Microthlaspi erraticum, 570 nucleotides long. NCBI's taxonomy places the organism in Eukaryota, Viridiplantae, Streptophyta, Magnoliopsida, Brassicales, Brassicaceae. The record is from the annotation of a GenBank genome assembly.
AUGAAGGAAAUUCAAAUUCCCAGGAAAAACUUCGCGCGCUCAUCAGAUUCUGGAGCGAAGAAGCUCAAGGAUUCCGAGCUGAAGAAUCGAAAGUUUGCGGAGAAGAGACAGAGCGCAGCCUUUUCCGAUCUCUCAGUGGAAAGCACGAAGGAUACGAUGGAUUUUACUCCGAUCUCUGGUGCGAUCUCUGAUUCCGAGGGCGAGAGUGUUAUUCAAGGAUCGAGCCUCAAUCUGCUAUCAACGCCAGAGAUUUGUCUUCCGACUGUUGAAUCUCCAGUUUCAACCAUUACUCAUAAGGAUCUCCACAUUGACGCUUCUUCUACUGAUCGGAUCCAGUCAAUUGCGGACUUUCCUGCUCUUGUGCAGUCAUUGCGCUCGGAGAUCGAUGAGCUGAAGAAACUGAUCUUUUCAGUUGAAGUUUCUGGAGAAAGUAACAGGAUCGAUGGAAUUGUUACUGAGAAAUACCGCAUUGUGCUUUUGAGUUUCAUCCUUUGGGCUAUCUUAGCGGCGAUUGUUGUCUUCUUCAUCUCAGGAGAGGAAGCUGCUUACUAUGGACCACUUCCAACUUGA